Apaloderma vittatum (bar-tailed trogon) is the source of this 988-nucleotide messenger RNA. It is a transcript of the gene MAPK13, whose product is annotated as mitogen-activated protein kinase 13. Gene Ontology annotation, biological process: intracellular signal transduction; protein phosphorylation. The record is from RefSeq and is a predicted model, not a curated record. The annotation marks the transcript as partial. Lineage: Eukaryota; Metazoa; Chordata; Aves; Trogoniformes; Trogonidae. Gene Ontology annotation, cellular component: cytoplasm; nucleus. Gene Ontology annotation, molecular function: MAP kinase activity; ATP binding. The transcript is spliced from 11 exons.
UUCAGCCAUAGACAAGAAGACGGGGGAGAAAGUGGCCAUCAAGAAGCUCUGCCGCCCCUUCCAGUCGGAGAUCUUUGCCAAGAGAGCGUACAGAGAGCUCAUGCUGAAAAAAAAUAGCAAGUCAAGUGUCAUUGGGCUGCUUGAUGUCUUCACCUCCGCUCCCUCCUACCACGGAUUCCAGGACUUCUACCUGGUGAUGCCAUACAUGCGGACAGAUUUACAAAAGAUCAUGGGACAUGAAUUCAGUGAUGAAAAGAUCCAGUACCUGGUCUACCAAAUGCUGAAAGGGCUGAAGUACAUUCAUUCCGCUGGGAUCGUCCACAGGGACCUGAAGCCGGGCAACCUGGCUGUGAACGAAGACUGUCAGCUAAAGGGGGGUGAGAAAAUCUUGGAUUUUGGCUUGGCCAGACACGCCGAUGCGGAAAUGACCGGCUACGUGGUGACGCGUUGGUACAGAGCCCCAGAAGUCAUCCUCAACUGGAUGCAUUACAACCAGACAGUGGAUAUCUGGUCUAUCGGCUGUAUCAUGGCAGAAAUGCUGACCGGGAAAACGUUGUUUAAAGGAAAAGACUAUCUAGAUCAACUCACCCAGAUCCUGAAAGUAACGGGGCAUCCAGGAGAAGACUUCGUGGAGAAGCUGGAGGACAAAGCGGCUAAGAGUUAUAUCAAGUCCCUCCCAAAAAUCCCCAAGAAGGAUCUGUCGGUGCUUUUCCCCAAAGCCAAUCCUCAGGCAGUGGACCUGCUGGACAAGAUGUUGCAGCUCGAUGUGGAAAAGCGCCUCACAGCCACAGAGGCCUUGGCUCACCCUUAUUUCGACCAGUUCCGAGACGUUGAGGAGGAGACGGAAGCGCAACAGUCCUACGAUGAUUCUUUGGAACAUGAAAACCUUUCAAUAAAUGAGUGGAGAAAGCAUAUUUACAAGGAGAUCUUGUCCUUCAGUCCCAUCGCACGGAAGGACUCGAAGAAGCGAAGCGGGAUGUCGUUGUAG